Pieris rapae (cabbage white) is the source of this 826-nucleotide messenger RNA. It is a transcript of the gene Sumo, whose product is annotated as small ubiquitin-related modifier 3. Gene Ontology annotation, molecular function: protein tag activity; ubiquitin-like protein ligase binding. Gene Ontology annotation, biological process: protein sumoylation. The record is from RefSeq and is a predicted model, not a curated record. Lineage: Eukaryota; Metazoa; Arthropoda; Insecta; Lepidoptera; Pieridae. Gene Ontology annotation, cellular component: nucleus. The transcript has 3 exons. Bases 145 to 417 code for a protein of 90 amino acids.
AGCCGCUGUGAACAGUGGACGCCAUUUUCGUUUUUCAUUUCUCUAACGUGCCGCGAGUGUAGUGAUAUUGAUUUAGUUUUUGUUCAAUAUUGUGCUUUAAAUUUACUUCUGAUUUUUAUACAAGUGGUUUACUUAGUUUUUAAAAUGGCAGAUGAAAAAAAGGGUGAGAGCGAGCACAUCAACCUUAAAGUUUUGGGGCAAGAUAAUGCGAUUGUUCAAUUCAAAAUAAAAAAACACACGCCACUAAGAAAGCUCAUGAACGCGUAUUGUGACCGUGCUGGACUCUCAAUGCAAGUUGUCAGAUUUCGAUUUGACGGACAACCAAUUAAUGAAAAUGACACACCUACAUCACUAGAAAUGGAAGAAGGGGAUACAAUAGAAGUAUACCAACAGCAAACGGGCGGAGUAUUAGUGUAAAUUGUUGUUUAAGGAACUGUCCAGCUCAGUGGGAAAUAGAGGGUCUACCCUUUUUAAAAACCUAAUUUAAGUUAAUAUUAAUAACAUAUUUUUAAUAGUAUUGAGACUUGAAGCUUUUCAUUGUUCAUUCCAUCUUUGACAGUACUAAAAAAUGUCAUAUUUUUUAUUAUUUCAUAAUUAAAAACGAGAAGCUAUUCACAAUAAUUUGUGAAGUUACCUAGCAAUCAUUUGGUUUACCAAAAUGUGUAAAAAAUUAUUAAAAAUGUAUGUUAUGUAUUACAGUUAUUGUAAGCUAUACCAGCAUUAUGAGACCUAACAUUGUAAUAUAUUUCUUAUGUGAAUCAAAAACUCUGUUCUAAAAAACAAGAUGUAUGUAUGUACCUUUGAAAUAAAAUAAAUUCAAAAUAGA